CUUGCAUAUGUACUCAAAGGUAUUCUAAUAUUCAAGAAGAGAAAAAAUAAAGUGAGAAAAAUGGAAGCAGGCAAAUGUGUAAAAGCCCCUCACUGCGCUCUAAUCAUGGGUGUACUGGUUUUGGGGCUACUUGUGGUACAAACUCCAGUUGAGGCUAAGAGCUGCUGUAAAAGCACCGUUGGAAGAAAUUGCUAUAACGCCUGCCGUUUACGAUUUGCCAGGCAAGUUUGUGCAUCAACCUGUAGCUGCAAAAUUGUUGGAGGGAACAGGUGUCCCAGAGGUUACCCCAAAGUAAGCGGCUUUCUAAACUCCGAGGAAUUUGAACAACAAACCGACGUAGAAGAUCAAGCUUCUCAAAUCAAUGAGUACUGCAAGUUGGGGUGUGUAUCUUCUGAAUGCGGUGAUAACAUGAUUACUACUCCCCGGUCCCAGACUUCCGACGAAGAGGUCCAACGAUGUAACAAUGCAUGCUUGGAGCUCUGCAACAAGCACUACAAUAUUGCAGUUGCUGUCACGGCUUAAGGCUCGGAGAUAUCACGUCCAAGCUGGCCUAAUAUAUCUUAUAUGCUACCUUUCUAUUUCGGAUGAUUGUCGUGUGUCAGUGUUGUACUGUAUAAUAUUUCGCAUAAUUGCCAGUGUGUUAUAUAUAAAGUCGUCAUGUAUGUAUGACGAAGAAUGUAUAUUGCAUUAUGUAGGUAUCUUUAAUACUUACCAUACUAUUAUCAGGACAUGCCGAUGUAUAUGUUCUGUGCUUUCGUAAGUUGAUUGAUGACAUGGUUAUGCUAAAUUGCUCUCCCACA
Papaver somniferum (opium poppy) is the source of this 800-nucleotide messenger RNA. Its product is annotated as alpha-1-purothionin-like. The coding region runs from base 61 to 522 and encodes 153 amino acids. The record is from RefSeq and is a predicted model, not a curated record. The transcript is spliced from 3 exons. Lineage: Eukaryota; Viridiplantae; Streptophyta; Magnoliopsida; Ranunculales; Papaveraceae. Gene Ontology annotation, biological process: defense response.